Molecule: messenger RNA, 1928 nt
Organism: Suillus bovinus
Lineage: Eukaryota; Fungi; Basidiomycota; Agaricomycetes; Boletales; Suillaceae
Product: vacuolar DHA amino acid exporter
Exons: 10
Coding region: 240-1805 (521 amino acids)
Biological process (GO): transmembrane transport
Molecular function (GO): transmembrane transporter activity
Source: RefSeq, a predicted model, not a curated record
CUAUAUGUCGCGCGACUGCUGGGGAGGAGAAAUGCUAUUGAAACAAUCCCCAAUAGCUGUUGCUAUCCAGGCCAGGAUUAUCUUCACAGGCGUGUGCACCUUUUUGGUACAUACUGAUAUCGCAAUAUCUUUUUGAGAUCCAUUACCGUGUAAGUGGCCCAUUGGACUGUAUAAGAAGCGAUUCAUCUUGGGUCAGAAACUGGCAACUACUCUUAUCGCGUCUCUGCAAUUUGCGACUCAUGGCUAGUCCAACUGCUGCGUCCGAACACAACACAUCACACCAAGAGACAGAUACUGCAAUUGACAUAGAACAUGUUCCAGUUGCUGACGAUCCCCGUCAGUGGAGUUAUGCUAGAAAGACUACGACCUUGUGCAUUGUGUCGCUGGCUACAAUGGUGUCUACGAUGGCUUCUAACAUUCAAAAUCCGUCAAACUCUCUGAUAGAAGAAGCUCUGCAUGCAACAAGCAGUCAGAUUAGUUGGACAUUGUCAGCGUACCAAAUCAUACAAGGCAACCUUCCUCUGUUAUGGAGCGCCGCAAGCGAAAUUAAAGGCCGUAAGCCUGUCUAUUUGGUGUCUUCCGCCUUAUUUGUGGUAGGAAGUGCUGUAUUGGCAUUGUCAAAGACCAUUGAGAUGAUGAUCGUUAUGCGGGCACUCCAAGCUGCAGGGUCAAGCGCUGCUAUUUCUAUUUCAGCUGCGACUCUAGCUGAUAUCUACGACCCUCACGAACGAGGGACAAGGAUGGGCAUCUUCUUUGCUGCACCUCUUUUAGGACCUGCCCUUGGCCCUAUACUCGGCGGGUCGUUAUCACAGGUCUUCAACUGGCGCGCAAGUUUCUACUUCGUGUUAAUUUGUGGAGUAGUCACCUUCCUGUCCUUCCUUAUCCUGUUUAAGGACACAUACAGACAUGAACGAAGUCUCAUGUAUCGCUCUGCUUCACAACGCCUAGCUGCCUCCAAAGAACCCGUCCAGAGUGGAAACGAAUCUAUCAUCAGCAAACAAGACUCCAGCACUUCCGCCAAGGAUAUCGAGAAACAGCUCGACCCUCUUCAUGUUCCAGCCACGGUUCCAGUGCUAAACUCUAUGCCAGGACCGAACAAUCCGAGAUUAUCAAUACAGGACGUCAACCCCUUUCCACCAUACUUUCAAAUUUUGUCGCGAAAGAACAACGUUUUCAUUCUUAUCGCUAAUGGACUCAUCUUCGGAUUUAGCUAUUGCCUUUCAUACACGUGCGCCCGCACUCUCGCCAAUAGAUAUGGUUACGAUGCGUGUAGUACUGGUUUAGUCUUACUUUGCCUUGGCGUAGGAAGUGUCGCUGGGAGUGUGAUUGGUGGCCGUUGGUCCGACCGGGUACUUGCGAGCAAGAGAGUAGCAAACGGAGGAAAGUGGUCCGCCGAAAUGCGCCUAGACAGUUCGAAACUAGCAAUGCUGUGGUUACCUCCAUCUGUUAUCGGUUAUGCCUGGGUGUGCGAAAAGCAUGUCGAUGUCGCCGUCGUUUGUAUCAUGCUCGUUCUUAUUGGAUUCACCUCCAUAUGGAUGUAUAGUAGUACAUUGGCAUACCUCGUUGAUGCCAACCCAGGUCGCUCGAGUACAGCGGUUGCCGCAAAUAGCUCGUUCCGAGGGACCCUUGCUUUUGCUUCGGUUAUGACUGCUGUACCGCUUCAAGAUGCUUUAGGAGAUGGGGUACUAUAUACGGCAUGGGCUGGUAUCUUGGUUGCGAUGGAGUUAUCUGUUUUAUUGGUAAUACACAAAGGUGAAUCAUGGCGCAGGGAAAGCGAGGAGCGCGAGCUGAGAUCAGGGAAUUAGAUAAUCUUCAUUUUUAUUGGGUAAGACAGGCGUAGAGUAGGGUUCGAUGACUUGGAACAAGUCUGUAAUUAUAUAUAGAUCAUGUACUAGACUUGUAUAGAAGUUGAUUCGAGAGCAUUUAUC